Polyodon spathula (Mississippi paddlefish) is the source of this 2942-nucleotide messenger RNA. RefSeq names its product USP6 N-terminal-like protein. NCBI's taxonomy places the organism in Eukaryota, Metazoa, Chordata, Actinopteri, Acipenseriformes, Polyodontidae. The coding region runs from base 192 to 2858 and encodes 888 amino acids. The record is from RefSeq and is a predicted model, not a curated record. The transcript has 14 exons.
UUCCCGAGCAUGUAUUUGGAUGCCAUUUGUUCACCGUGUUUCAGUGGGUUUGUGUGGUGUUUGUACUGUUACGUUGUUUUCUCUGUGAUAGCUCUGUUGGUUUAAUCAGUUUGUAAGCAGGAAAAUAAUGAAAAGAGUGGCAAAUUAUUCUGAGAGGACAGCAAAAAAACACCACAAUAAACGAUAUUGACAUGAAGAAAGACAUUGAGACGUUGAUAGCACAAGAACGAGCUGAAAUCAUCUCCAAAUAUGACAAGGGUCGGUGUGAAGGGGCACAGAUUGACCCCUGGGAAGAUGCUGAUUUCAAUAUAUACAAAGUCACUGACCGCUAUGGCUUCCUGCAUGAGGAGGAGCUGUCGACACCAAGUGCACUGGAGGAGAAGCAAAAACAUCAAGAGAUCGAAAGAGUGGACAAAUGGCUGAAAAUGAUAAAGAAAUGGGAUAAAUACAGAAACAGUGAGAAGAUGAUGCGGAGAGUCUAUAAAGGAAUUCCCCUGCAUCUACGAGGCCAGGUCUGGUCUGUGCUGCUCGAUGUGGAGAAGAUAAAGAAUGAGAACACAGGAAAAUAUGAGAAAAUGAAACAGCAAGCCAGGCUCUACUCCACAGAAAUCAAACAGAUAGAUCUGGAUGUGAACCGCACCUUUAGAAACCACAUCAUGUUCAGGGAUCGCUUUGGAGUGAAGCAGCAAGCACUCUUUGAUGUCUUGGCAGCUUACUCCGUUUACAACACAGAGGUGAGCUACUGUCAAGGAAUGAGUCAGAUCGCAGCCAUCCUUCUGAUGUAUCUCAAUGAAGAGGAUGCUUUCUGGGCGUUGUCACAGCUGCUGACAAAUCAGAAACACGCAAUGCAUGGGUUUUUUAUUCCUGGAUUCCACAAACUUCUGCGGUUUCAAGCACACCACGACCAGAUACUAUCCAGACUGAUUCCUAAGCUGAAGAAGCACUUGGACAGGGAGCAGAUGUCUACAGGGAUUUAUACCACCAAAUGGUUCCUCCAGUGUUUUAUAGACAGGACCCCCUUUACACUGACCCUUCGUCUAUGGGAUAUCUAUAUUUUGGAAGGUGAACGGAUCCUGACAGCAAUGGCUUACACCAUACUCAAACUGCACAAGAAGAUCCUGUUGAAGAUGUCCUUAGAAGAGCUGCGUGAGUUUCUUCAAGAGAAUAUUGUCAGAUCUUUUCAUUUGAAUGAUGACAUUGUCAUAGAGCAGCUCCAAGCAUCCAUGACUGAACUGCGGAAAAUGAAGCUUGAUCUUCCACCUCCAGCAAAGCCUGAUGAAUUUCCAAAGAAACCACUUGGCCAGGAGAUAGAAGUCUCCCUUAUACCUAUGAAACCACACCAUGCUGCCAAUGGGAAGAAUCAGAUUGCCAGGCCAGAGUCGGUCAAACUCAAAACUGAGGGAGAUCAGGAAAGGAUACUGUCAGAUAACAGCCCUCUGUCACUCAAUGAGAGCAAUUCUAAUACAGUUAAUGGUAAAAACCUACCCAUUCCUUCUCCAGAGCCCAUUCUGGUUCAUGCUUAUAAACCUCACAAUGACUCAUCGCCAGGAGAGCAGCCCUUCACUCUUGCUGCAAGCCAAGUCUAUGUCUCAGAAACAAGCCGGCCUCUGAUUUUGGAAAACCCUAGCAAUUUUUCAGCAAGAGACAAUAACAAGGAUGUUAUUUCAGAAAAGGAGGGUACCCCCUUGUUAGAAAACCUUGCAGGUCCUGCUAUGGAAGGAGGUUUCCAAGCAACAGAGGGGUGCUUUCCUGCCUUAGAGGAAAAAACUAAAGCAGGAGGGAGCCAAGUUGCCAUUCACACAGAGCAACAGCAAGAGCUAAAUGACUGGCCCCCACCGUAUGUACCUGUUGAGACUGAUAGUACAUGCUCUACUGCUCAGGUGGUAGAGAAUGAGGAAUUAUUCAUACAACAGCCAGAAGACUUUGACUUGCCUCCACCCCCAUCAGAAUUGUAUCUUUGUGAUGACUGUUGCACUGCUGUCCUACCUCAAGAUGAUAUUUCUUUCUCAGAAGACCUACCACUGCCCUUGGAUCCAGUUCCCCUCCUAAUUAAGGAGGACUUCUCCGUUCCCCCGCCUAUACCAGAAGACAAUAUGGUUACUCUUGGGGUACCGGAACACUUGGGAGAAAGACGGCCCUCAAAUACAUCUCAUUAUGAUAAUUUGUCAGAAGGGGAAUUUGAGGAUCAGUACUUGGGUAAACUUCUUGAAAUGACUGAUACUGGAUCUCAAAGUGAAAUUGCAGCACAAAGCUCAGAAAUAUCCAACCUUUCCAAACCUCCUGAUGACAGUUCAAGCAUGCCGGCACUGUUGGAAAAAGAGAACUUUGCAAUGUUUCUUCCACCAUUACCACCCCCGCCGCCCCCACCUUUACCCUUUUACCCACCAAAGCAAACAUCUGCAGCUUCUUCUAGACAACCCCCAUUCCUCCAGAUUUAUGAGACCAAUCAAGAUCUGGGCUACACAGGGCAAGAGUGCAGCAGGACUGUUACCAACCAAUCGUCUGUUCAAGUGGAGGUACUGAGUCCAUUUCAAAUAGUCAAAUCCACCACCCCCAUCCAUAUGGCCUACGCCCAGGGGCGCAACCACUUGAAUCAAAAGCAAAUAGCAUUGCCCACCCAGGACGAGUUGAUAGAAAGCUGUAAUGAAGCAGCUAAGCUCUUCAUAGUUGAAGAGGGGGAACCUACACAUUGCUCAAGAGACAUUUCUACUGUGUUAGUGAGAAGGAAGCCUUCUCCCAGCCUAACCUUGCUGCCCCCUGCAGUAAAAGCUAAAUCAGUCCCCACAGCCCAUUCAGAUACAGAAUUCAAUCAGGCACACUCCUCAAACCCCCAGCUUUCUAAAUCAGUAACAUUUUAAAUUACAGCUUGAUGGUAGUGGGCAGACUUUAAAGUUCAUAUGUCACCUAUUUCAAUCUGAUUAUAUUUUAUUAAACUACACUAU